AUGCUGAAGAAGUAUCCCACAUAUAUCUUGGCGGUUUUCGAGACCCACGCGGGUGGUGAUAGAGCAAGUAAGAUUUGCAGAGUUGAGGAGGCCUCUGAUCAGUACAUCCAUGCCCGUAUCGUGAAUGGAGAUGAGAUAGUGCAUGUGAUUGCUAUUUAUGCAGCUCCAUCGGUGAGUAGAAGGAGUGUUUUAUGGGAUGAGUUAAAAGUGGUCAUUGGAGGUUUGGAUGGUCCGGUCUUGGUAGGAGGAGACUUUAAUACAAUUGUGAGAUUGGACGAGUGCUCUGGUGGCAAUGGCCGUCUGUCACCGGAUUCUCUGUCAUUUGGUGAAUGGAUCAAUGAUCUCUCGUUGAUUGAUAUGGGGUUUCGAGGAAACCAAUUUAUAUGGUGGCGAGGCAGAACAGAGAGAUUCUUUGUUGCUAAGAGGUUGGAUCGCAUUUUCUGCUGUGCACACGCACGUUUGCAGUGGCAGGACGCGGUUGUCACACAUCUCCCGUUUCUGUCGUCUGAUCAUGCACCGCUCUAUCUUCAACUCUCUCCGGUGCUCUCAGGCGACCCGAGAAGGCGUCCUUUCCGGUUUGAAGCGGCAUGGCUCAAGCACGCGAGCUUUCAAGAUCUUGUGAGGACCUCAUGGAAGGGGGACUUGAAUACUAAUGUGGCGUUGUGCGAGUUACGGCGGGUCCUUGUCCGGUGGAAUAAGAAAGUUUUUGGGGAAGUGUCUAAGCGGAAGGAGGCUAUUCUGAAGGAGAUUAAAGAGGUACAGGAGAUCUUGGAUUCAGGUCCGUCGGACGCAUUACUGGUUCGGGAAGAGGAGUUGAUACAAGAUCUUGACAAUGUGCUCGAGCAGGAGGAGAUGCUGUGGUUUCAGAAGUCGCGGGAGAAAUGGAUUCCACUUGGGGAUAGGAACACACGAUUCUUCCACACAUCAACGGUUAUUAGACGUCGAAGAAACCGUAUAGAGAUGUUGAAGGGAAGUGAUGUGAAUAAUAAACUGCCGGCGGAGGGCUUUGAUCACUUGACGGUGGAGGAGAAGACUUAUUUGCAGAGGGAGUUCUCAGAGUCGGAGAUUGAAUCGGCUGUGCGUGGCAUGGGGAAGUAUAAAGCUCCAGGACCGGACGGUUAUCAACCGGUGUUCUACCAGAGUUGUUGGGAUACGGUGGGACCCUCGGUGAUCCGUUUCGUGUUGGAUUUCUUUUCCACAGGCAUCCUUCCGUCUGAGACAAAUGAUGUGCUCUUGGUACUGAUUCCAAAGGUGGCUAAACCUGAGAGCAUUACGCAAUUCCGACCAAUCAGCUUGUGCAAUGUCUUGUUUAAGACUAUCACUAAGGUAAUGGUGGAGAGGUUGAAGUUGGUAAUAUCAAAGCUGAUAGGGCCGGCACAGGCGAGUUUUAUUCCUGGUCGUUUGAGCAUAGAUAAUAUAGUUCUGGUCCAGGAGGCUGUGCAUUCGAUGCGAUGCAAGAAAGGGCGUAAAGGAUGGAUGUUACUGAAGCUAGAUCUUGAGAAGGCGACAGGAUCCGAUGGGACUUUCUGGAAGACACACUCAAGGCAGCUGGACUAUCUGAUAUCUGGAUAA
Messenger RNA from Microthlaspi erraticum, 1572 nucleotides. NCBI's taxonomy places the organism in Eukaryota, Viridiplantae, Streptophyta, Magnoliopsida, Brassicales, Brassicaceae. The record is from the annotation of a GenBank genome assembly.